This is a messenger RNA of Funneliformis caledonium, 387 nucleotides long. The record is from the annotation of a GenBank genome assembly. NCBI's taxonomy places the organism in Eukaryota, Fungi, Glomeromycota, Glomeromycetes, Glomerales, Glomeraceae.
AAAAUGAGAAAAUUUAUCGUUAAAGAGUGGGCUGAGCUUAUUUCAGGCCCUAUUACCUUAAAUGAACGGUCACAACUGGUCUUUAAACAUGCUGACUUGCCCACGGUGAACGAUGAACUAUCAGUUACUUUACGACUAAAACUUCAUAGUCAUGCUUCCAGUUGGGCUAUUAUUUUUCACAAAGGUACCGAACGGUUUGACCGUACUCCUUUACUUGAGUUGGUACCAAAAAAAUCUUCAUUGCAUGCUCGGUUCACUGGCAACUGGACUAACGAUGCAGGAAUUUAUGAUUUUGGUAACGGACUUUUGUUGGAUAAAUGGUAUCAUCUAGCAUAUACGCUUUCUGAUUCUGAAAAGAGAUUAGACAUCUACAUUGAUGGUGAAUGG